UUCGGAACGACUCUUAAUUAAAUUGCCUUAAAAAUCCUCGAGAAAUCACAUAUUUACGUAAUUUUCCUGAGAACCAACUAUGAAUACAUUAUUGUUGUUGGUAUUGGUCACCGUCUCGUCCUCGAUCGACUUCGUCAAGUCUCAAGAGAGAUGCGAUUCCAACCUUGAUUGCAUCAGCUACUGUUGUAAGAAUGGCGAAUGCCAGAAAACAGCUUUUGAAUGUCUUACUGUUCCAACUACGAAUACGGAUUUUUUGGACAAAUGCUACGCGAACACCGACUGUUAUAUGUCCACUGAAUAUUGCUGUGUAAAUAAAAAGUGUCAAGCCUGCACACUGAGCACAAAUGAUCCUCCGUACCAAUAUGAAAACAAUCAUUAUGAUGGAAGUUCUGAUGGCUCUAGCCGUUCUGGCGAUCGUAUGAGUGCUGGUGCCAGUUCUGCUAUAGGUUUUGCCGUGGUCUUCCUGGUCAUCGUGAAGAUUGGGAUUUGUGUUUCUUUGUGUUCCCGUACAUCAAGGCGAAGACGUGUUGUCGUGAUCCGAAGACGAACGUGCGAUUUCAUCGCGCCAGUCGUGGAAAACGACGAGCUCCAACGUGAACACGAACGUGCGCAGCAGGAACAGCAGGAGCACCGUCGUUCACCCCCUCCAUACAGUCCACAAGCUGACCAUCAUGUGAUUUCAUCUUCACGAGAACAAGGAGUUUCAAAAGAGACUCCAACUGAGCCACCGCCUGAAUAUACCAAUAUUUCUAUGGACAAUCCAAUCGAGAAGAACGACAUAGACUCUUACGAAGGAACUCCAGGGACCGGUGGCACAGAUGAAAUGAAUGGUGUACCACAAGGCGAAACAAUGCUUCCUACACCCAGUUCCAUAUCACCAAACAACGCAGACGAAAAUUCAAAGUAAAGGAACUUUGUUACGUUUUGGUCGUUUUUCGUGCUCACGAUAAACUCUAGCGUGAGUACGAAUGAGCUCAAACGUGAACACGAUCAUUGAAAGUUUUAAAGCUUUUUAUAUAAAAUUUUAAAAACGUAAAAAUGCAUGGACGAGUAUCAGCACAGGCUGUAUGAAACUUUCUGUAAUCAUUACCAGAUAUCGAAAACUACUCUGUAUAUUGUACAAAAGUGAAUGUAAUAUACCUAUAACUAUCUAUCAUAUGAGAACUCGUCUGUCACGUUAAUAAUGUCAAUGUCGUUUAUAAAGAACUUCUUUAUAUAUAUGGUUUCGUAAGCCGCGUUGGUGUGAGCCUUGGUAUGAAACGCCCUCCUGUUGUUUAUUAUAAUAAAGUUUCAAGCAUCGACUAUAAUUUAAACUUUUACGAAUCGAGAU
Dendronephthya gigantea is the source of this 1330-nucleotide messenger RNA. RefSeq lists its product as uncharacterized. The coding region runs from base 80 to 907 and encodes 275 amino acids. The record is from RefSeq and is a predicted model, not a curated record. The transcript is spliced from 2 exons. Lineage: Eukaryota; Metazoa; Cnidaria; Anthozoa; Malacalcyonacea; Nephtheidae.